AUGCGCUUUACAACCUUGGUUUGUGCUAUUCUUGCACCUCUAGCAGCCCUGGCGGCUCCAGCCGAGCUACAUAGCAGGUCAGAUAUACUCGCGGCCCGCCAGGCGCGUCCCACAAAGCCGGCACCGUGCGUGCGUGUGAUGAACACAACCGAAGCGCAGACAGCUACGCGUGCCGAAGCCUUCGCCCAAGCUUUCAUCUACAAGAAGGAUAUCAGUGAGGCGUUCAAAUACAUAGCCAAAGACUACAUUAACCACAACCCCGCUGCACAGAACGGGUCUGACUCCGCCUGGAACAUCCUCUCUCCAAUCUGGAGCUCGCAGAGCAUCACACCAUUACGUACAGCGUUCAAGUCCCCACAAAGCUGGCUGAACUACCGCACCGGAAGUUUUGGGGAAGUCGUUGACCGUUUUCGAUGGGAGGGUGGAUGUAUCGCGGAACAUUGGGAUCAAGGCGAGAGAUUUCCGCCUCAAUAUGUCUGA
Messenger RNA from Alternaria rosae, 480 nucleotides. RefSeq lists its product as uncharacterized. The record is from RefSeq and is a predicted model, not a curated record. Bases 1 to 480 code for a protein of 159 amino acids. The transcript is spliced from 3 exons. NCBI's taxonomy places the organism in Eukaryota, Fungi, Ascomycota, Dothideomycetes, Pleosporales, Pleosporaceae.